GUCGCACCUUUCCCCGUCGAUCAACCUCCGUUAAAAAAAGUUUAUUUGUUUAAGUUGUUAAAUGGUGGCAUUAUGGGAAAUUAUUUUAUUUUAAUAACUCGGUAGGAUUUUGCCUUUUAAAAUGACUAUUAAACUAUCAUAACUAAUGAAAUUUGAUUCAGGACCUGCAUGUCCCCGAGAAAAACAGAGAAACACGGUGCACCGGGACAGCAGACCGGUCUCCUAUUCAGAAACCCUCUGGUGACAUUUUCAGUGCGGGGUAAGAAGGAGACAGUUUUAUUUUAGGUGCUGAGGUGCAGAGCUGCCAUGAUGAAAAGCGUCAGGGUCGUGGUUGUUGGAGCCGGUGUGAUUGGAUUCUCCACUGCUGUGUGCAUUUCUGAGGCUCUACCUUUCUGCGCUGUUACUUUGAUGGCUGACAAGUUCAGCCCGGACACAACUAGUGACGGAGCUGCUGGGAUUUUGUUUGCUGCACAAUUUCCAGAUAUUCCCUUGCAAAGACAAAGACGCUGGUUCAAGGACAGCUUUGAUCACCUGUUGGCCAUUGCUCAGUCUCAAUGUGCACCAGAAGCUGGAGUAAUGCUGAGCUCUGGCUGGCAGAUUUUUAAAGAGAUUCCAGCAGUUGAAACACCAUUCUGGUCAGAGUUUGUGAUCGGCUUUCGACCCAUGACUGAUGUUGAACUGAAACGCUUCCCAGAUCACAAGUUUGGUCAGGCUUUCACCACCUUAAAAUGCGAAUGCUCCACCUACCUGCUAUGGCUCGAGAAGAGGUUCAGAAAAGCUGGAGGUCAAGUGGAACAGAGGAAAGUCAACAGUCUUCAAGAAUUGAGUAACAGCUUUGAUAUCAUUGUCAACUGCUCCGGUCUUGGCUCCAAAAUAUUGGUGGGAGACACACAAGUGUACCCAGUCAGAGGCCAGGUCCUCAAAGUGGAGGCCCCCUGGGUGCAGCACUUCAUUAGAGAUGGAGAUGGGAAGACAUACAUCUACCCCGGCAUACGCAGCGUCACUAUAGGCGGGACGAGGCAAGAGGGAGACUGGCGACUGCAGGUGGAUGGCGGUGACACUAAAGGCAUCCUGGAGCGCUGCAGCAGGUUGGAGCCGUCACUCAACAAAGCCAAAAUUCUUAGCGAGUGGGUCGGCCUGAGGCCCAGCAGGAAGAACCCAAGGGUGGAGAGGGAAGUGGUGCAGCUGCAGGGCCGGCCGGUGCCUGUGGUCCACAACUACGGCCACGGGGGCUGGGGAGUUACCCUCGCCUGGGGUACUGCUCUGGACACACUGGGGCUGGUCAAACAGUCCCUUCAUGAAAUGGCUUCACAGGCUAAACUGUGAACACAUUGUAAAUCUCACUUCUACUCAGGGCUACUAACACAACCUUUUAUAAAAGGACAAAGCUAAGUACAGACAGAACACUUAGUAGAUUUAGAGUAGAUUUUAAAUAAAAUAAAAAGAGUAUAUAUAAGAAACAUGAUUUAUGGAAAUAUAAUUAUUUAAUAAUUUAACUAAUCAGGGUUUUCAGGAUAUAUAUACCCCUCAUUACAUUUUUCUGUAACAGUACUGUAAAAACAACAGAUUUACUUAAGAAAAAAAGGAUUUACUGCUGUUAGUUUUAAAUAUUCUUUUUAUACUUAUAAUACAUAAGAACAUUUUCUGUAUCACUACUUCAAUGGAGAUAAUGUCCUUGCAUUGUCUGGAAACAUUAAUUUUGUUAUCAUAAAAACUGAUUGGCUGUUAAUAACUUUAGGUUCUUUUCACAGCAGAUGUUUUGAUUGGGGUGUUCCUAAUAAAAUGAAAAAGGCCUCUGGUCCAGCAACA
This is a messenger RNA of Oreochromis aureus, 1809 nucleotides long. RefSeq names its product D-aspartate oxidase (gene ddo). The transcript has 5 exons. NCBI's taxonomy places the organism in Eukaryota, Metazoa, Chordata, Actinopteri, Cichliformes, Cichlidae. The record is from RefSeq and is a predicted model, not a curated record. Gene Ontology annotation, molecular function: D-amino-acid oxidase activity; FAD binding. Bases 307 to 1326 code for a protein of 339 amino acids.